Messenger RNA from Haliotis rubra (blacklip abalone), 3243 nucleotides. Its product is annotated as multiple epidermal growth factor-like domains protein 10. The record is from RefSeq and is a predicted model, not a curated record. The transcript is spliced from 5 exons. Lineage: Eukaryota; Metazoa; Mollusca; Gastropoda; Lepetellida; Haliotidae. Bases 88 to 921 code for a protein of 277 amino acids.
GGAAACCAAAACAAAAUACGUUGUUGUUUAUUCUCAGUCACGCGUUCUCAGGGUUAAUGACUGCUAUAUCACUUCCUCAGAACAAGCAUGGACUGGUUGAAUAUUCUGUGUUUGAUGUGCUCACAUAUCGCCACACAAGCAGAGAUAAGCUCCACACUUCCACCUGUCUCCUGCAAGGACAACCAGCACUGUUCCGACUGUGACGGAGCAGGGAUUUGCCUGGAGUGUACUGUAGGGUAUUUCGGCCGGAGAUGCGAUGCUUUUUGUAGUGAGAAUUGUCUUAAUAAGAAAUGUACAGAAUCAGGAAAUGGCAAUGUCAACUGUACAGACGGCUGUGUCCCGGGACAUCAAGGUGCUGGCUGCAACAUACCCUGUGACAGUCAAGGAGGUAACUGUACAGCAUGUCCAGGUGGUUGUGAUGGAGGAUAUUGUCAGCUGGGGUCAUCCUGUGUGUCUGGGUGUGUACACUCCUACUACGGGACUGGCUGUAAGUCGUGUUCCAGCCGAUGCAAGAUCUGCAACAGAUCGACCGGAAGAUGCACUGAAUGUCAAUCUCCUUUUGACGGUCAGAACUGUGGAUGUGAAAACUGCCAUGGGUCUGGAGACUGUGAAAAGGGCGACUGUGAGAAUGACCCACAAGGUAAUGGUGGUCAGACAAGGAGAACACUGACUGGACUGUUGGUGUCACUACUUCUCCUUGUGUCCGGCAUCUUGGUGACACUAUGCCUGCUCUAUUACAAGCGUUUGUCCAAACAAAGGGAGCAGGCUGAACAGAGGGAACAGAUGCGUCAAGAUGAGGUGGAAUAUCUGGAGUAUUUACCGUCAGUGCAGAGAGAUACCCUCGAUACUAACCGACCUUCCAAUCAUGCCUAUUAUGAUGUUGUUGAUGGUGAGAGGCGUCCCGCCAUUGUUUUCCACUGACAACUCAUUGUUCCCAUCUACGAUACUCACAGUUUGUUAGGGAUCGCUACUUUAAAACGUCCUAUUGUGAAUAUCCCUUGUACGUGGAACGAUUCUGUCAAGCUACACCAUCUCGUGCACAUCUCAUUGUGCCACGUUCUCAAUUUUUUCACUCACUCACUCUGCCUGUGUCUCUCAGCCCGCUCCCAAACGCAGCCGUUAUCUGUGGAUGAGGACAAUGGUUAGCUUCAACGAUAACUCUGUCAGACAUGACAAUGCUCAUGUUGAAUGAAGUCGACAGCUACAGGGCGAGUGUAAAACAACAGGACAAUGGAAAACCCGCAGUUCAUGUGCUCGAGUCACAUUUCUCUUCACAUUUAACCUUGGCUUGAUGCUGUCUGUGGUGUAAGGUAUCAGGUCAUGUACUGCAAGGAAGGAUUAGAACAAUAACACCAUGCGUGGAGAUUGACUUUACUCUGUGCAAAGUGCAGAUAACAAACACUUCCUUUGACAGAACCUCCUUUUGUAGCCUCGACAUUUGUGCUACAUGUAGCCUCAAAACGUGCAUUGUUUCUUGUGUUUUGGGGGAUACCGUAAAACACCUUCAAAUAUCUAAAAUGUUUGAAACAAGUAACUGGCUGUUGUCAGUGUAUCCUCAGCCAGGGACAUACAUUGGUAAUUUAACUUCCAUAGACGACGAACGUAACAAGAAAAGAAAUGGAAAAUAUUUUCCUAUCUGGCUGCAAAUUCUGGCGCUUUGUAGCAUAUUUCAACACAACUUUAAAAAUCUAAACAUGCUAACACCAGGAAAAUCUUCAGUAAAAUCGUAAGAGGAAACAUACGUGAUACGCUGUGUUCGAGGGCUGUGUCAGGGUGGCCAUGUUUUAUAUAUUGACCUUCCUUGUCAGAGUGUGAAGUUCUGUCAGUGUGUGAUAGUGUGUCAAGGUCGCCGUGUAUUAUAUAUUGACCUUCCAUCAGAGUGUGAAGCUCAGUCAGUGUGUCGUGGGGUGGAAUCACCAUGUAUUAUAUAUUGUCCCUCCAUCAGAGUGUAAAGCUCAGUCAGUGUGUCGUGGUGUCGGGUCAACAUGUAUGUCAGUGUGUCGUGGUGUGGGGUCACCAUGUAUUAUAUAUUGUCCUUCCAUCGGAGUGUGAAGCUCAGUCAGUGUGUCGUGGGGUGUUUGGUCACCAUGUAUUAUAUAUUGUCCUUCCAUCAGAGUGUAAAGCUCAGUUAGUGUGUCGUGGUGUGGGGAUUGUCCUUCCAUCAGAGUGUGAAGCUCAGUCAGUGUGUCGUGGUGUGGGGUCACCAAGUAGUAUAUAUUGACCUUCCAUCAGUGUGUAAAGCUCAGUCAGUGUGUCGUGGGGUGGAAUCACCAUGUAUUAUAUAUUGUCCCUCCAUCAGAGUGUAAAGCUCAGUCAGUGUGUCGUGGUGUCGGGUCAACAUGUAUUAUAUAUUGUCCUUCCAUCAGAGUGUGAAGCUCAGUCAGUGUGUCGUGGUGUGGGGUCACCAUGUAUUAUAUAUUGUCCCUCCAUCAGAGUGUAAAGCUCAGUCAGUGUGUCGUGGUGUCGGGUCACCAUGUAUUAUAUAUUGUCCUUCCAUCAGAGUGUGAAGCUCAGUCAGUGUGUCGUGGUGUGGGGUCACCAUGUAUUAUAUAUUGUCCUUCCUUGUCAGAGUGUAAAGCUCAGUCAGUGUGUCGUGGUGUGGGGUCAACAUGUAUUAUAUAUUGUCCUUCCUUGUCAGAGUGUAAAGCUCAGUCAGUGUGUCGUGGUGUGGGGUCAACAUGUAUUAUAUAUUGACCUUCCUUGUCAGAGUGUAAAGCUCUAUCAGUGUGUCGUGGUGUGGAAUCACCAUGUAUUAUAAAUUGUCCUUCCAUCAGAGUGUAAAGCUCUAUCAGCGUGUCGUGGUGUGGGGUCACCAUGGAUUAUAUAUUGUCCUUCCUUAUCAGAGUGUACAGCUCAGUCAGUGAGUCAUGGUGUUGGCAGUCACGCUGAUAUGGGCAUUGCCGUUAUCAAGGUAACUGUGUCACAACCACAGGAUAGCAUAUAGUGUGUAUUUGUCAACUACAGCCCUACAGGUGGGGCAGGACACUGACACCCUUUUCCCCGACACCUGGUGCCACUGAUUGUCACAGGUCUUUUCACAAAUACACACAUAUGUGAGCAUACCUUUCCCUUUACAUCCAACUGAAUCGGUUUCUGGGGAUAUAAAUGAUGUGAUAUAUUUGAACUGACAAUUUCUUAUUGUCAAUCCGGUCUUCUGUCUCACAAAAGAAGAGGAACGUCACAGUUUUGAAAUAGUUUGAAGACAUUUAGCUCACCUGAUCCGAAUAAAACAUGUUCGUGUUA